AUGGCAGACGUCGAGACUAAGCCAGAAUCCACCCCCAUUGCUAUUUUCAGACCAAACAAUUUAAACAAUGACGAUGAUGGGAGCGACUACGUUCUCCUCGCAGGAUCAGGUGCCUCACCUCCGACCCUUGAAGUCUCUAAUCUUCGACAUCCGAUAUCAGAAUCCCUGUGGUCGCUUAUCAUUGACCCCGCAAACCUCCCACCCCACCUUAAGCUGCCAGCUUCCCAGAUCCAUGUCAUCGUAUCAAACAAUUCGGGUCUCAAAACGGCUCAGGGAUACUAUGACGGCCUUCUAUCCCCAUUGCUCAGCUAUCUAAGGGUUGCACAUACUACUCAUAUCACGAGUAGUCCUACAUCGAUCGCAGAGUUUACAACCCAGAUUGCCUCAAAUGGGCUCGAAAACCUUAUUGUUCUCCUUAGCGGAGAUACUGGAGUGACCGAAUAUAUUAACGCGGUUCCAACCACUUCUCAAAAGAUCACAGUUUGUGUUCUACCACUGGGCACAGCAAAUGCCUUUGCCUCAGCGCAUGGAUUGGGACUAAAGUCUCUGCUUCAUGGGAAACCAACUCUAUUCCCCACUUUCACUGCCACAUUCUCGCCCGGUUCUCGGGAAAAUGGAGAGCCACUUAAGGAAUCACUUACCAAGACUACCUCGAUCCGAGGAUGCGUUGUUGCAUCAUACGGUUUUCAUGCCUCUAUCGUUGGUGGUUCUGAAACACCAGAGUAUCGAAAGCAUGGCAUUAACAAAUUCAAGAUGGUUGCGGAGGAAGUUAUGAAAGGAACUUUCCUUGGUGGUGCGGGGAACGGCUUCCAACCUUAUAAUGCAACUGUAAAGGGAGUGGAAGCUGUGAAGGGAGGAACGAAACACUCAUAUCUGAUGCUAGCUUUGGUUGACAGAAUGGAGCCGACGUUCGUGAUCAGUCCUAAGAGCCGCGAUGGCCAAGUUUGGGCAUUGUAUACCGGAGAUAUCAGUGGUAAAGAUCUGAUCAAUACGUUGAUUAUGGGGGCAUAUGCGGGUGGGAAGCAUGUGGAACAUGAAAUCGUCGGAUACGAGGAGAGCAAAGGCUUUAGGAUCGAAAAUCUAGAGGAUAAAGAGCUAUGGAAGAGAUGGAUUUGCGUCGAUGGAAGAUUUAUCGAGGUGCCAGAGAAGGAAGGAUGGGUGGAAGUUAAGGUAGAGGGGGGAUUCCGCGUCCUCGCCUAG
Messenger RNA from Orbilia oligospora ATCC 24927, 1200 nucleotides. RefSeq lists its product as uncharacterized. The transcript has a single exon. Gene Ontology annotation, biological process: sphingosine biosynthetic process. Gene Ontology annotation, cellular component: membrane; intracellular membrane-bounded organelle; cytoplasm. Lineage: Eukaryota; Fungi; Ascomycota; Orbiliomycetes; Orbiliales; Orbiliaceae. The record is from RefSeq and is a predicted model, not a curated record. The coding region runs from base 1 to 1200 and encodes 399 amino acids.